Messenger RNA from Bactrocera latifrons, 6305 nucleotides. RefSeq lists its product as uncharacterized. Gene Ontology annotation, molecular function: protein binding. The transcript has 6 exons. NCBI's taxonomy places the organism in Eukaryota, Metazoa, Arthropoda, Insecta, Diptera, Tephritidae. Bases 860 to 4735 code for a protein of 1291 amino acids. The record is from RefSeq and is a predicted model, not a curated record.
UUCGUUCGUCGCAUUCAACGCGUCUACGUCUUCAUAUGCUUUUAAGGUGUGUACGAGCAUACACAGCAUAAAAAUAUGUUUGCAUAUGUCUGCCUAUAUAUCCACGUAAUUAUGUACAAACCCAAAGCGAUCGCAGCCCAACCGCUCCGCGCUCAUUAGUCUUGAACAAAUUGAAAUGCGCCCGGGCGCGCGCGCGCUCUAAUCGUGUAAGAAUGCAAAUCAACUGAAACGUACUAGAAAUGGAAAUGCAUAUGCGCUUGUGUGCAUGUGUGAACUGCUUGGUGAAAUAGAGUAAAAAGCGGAGGUAAAAGGAUUUAAUUGCAGAUUAAUGCAAAACAAACAAGCCAAUAAUGAAAGUGAACCAAUAAAUUAUGAGUUUGCGUUAAAAAAAGUGUGAAAUUAAAUUAUUUUCGCGGCGAAAAUGAAUUUUUGUACAAGUUUUGAAAGAUAUGAGUAUAAAGUUCAGCAAAGCUUUUUAUGACAAAAACAACAAUAAAUCAUAACACUAAUACGCAAUAAAAGGCGUUAAUAACAUAACCGCAAAAUGCAGGUCAGUUGCUUUCGAAAACGGUGCCAAUUUGGUAGCCAAAGAUCAACUAUAAUACAACAACAAGAGGCAACUAUAUUACAACAAUAAUAAGCUAACACAUAUUGUGUGAAUGGAGGCGCAGAAAGUGCAAAAACUAUACAAUAAACUUUAAAGCUCCAAAUUGAAUAAAAUUGACAAAAAUAACAACAACAACAACUAAAACAACAGAAGCUGCAAACUAGACGUCAAAAAUUGACAGGCGACAGGCACUGAGACAGUUAGUGUAGCAGCAGCAGGAGCAAGCGCCUAGCGACGUUGGCGACAGCAACGAUGACAGCGACCAUGGCGGCCAAAGAUACAAAUCAAUUGACGCGGACCAACGCCAACAUCACCGGUACCAGCACCACCAGCCUCCACCCAAUAAGGCGGCAGCCAUUUUACCCGCAGCCAUCAGCGCGGGUGAAUACAAUAUCGGCAACAACAACAGCAGUGCAAACAAUGAUGGGCCGAGCGAUAAAUAUUGGUUUUGCUGGCUACACACACGCGCACACAGAGACCCAGCAUGCGGGCGAUGGUGGAAUAAUGCAUGAAAGGGCGCACCAACAACGUAAUGAAGUGUCCGCGCCGACUCGAGUCGCCGCAUGUGUCGAUAUCGGUGUUGUUGAUGACGAUGGGGACAUUGUCGAUAGCAACGGCAAUGCGUACACACGCAGAGAUAGUGUCGCCGCCACGGCUGCUGCAGCUGCCGCCGCUGUUGGCGAUGUUAAUUUUCCCGUUGACACGCGCACAGGUGUGACGACGGGCGGCAUUAUGCUGGACGCUGUGGACGUGGACGUGGAGGUUGACGAUGAUGAUGAGAGCGACUCGUUCGGUUCGAUGGAGACGUUGUCGGACAAUGUGGCUGUUUGGGUGGACGGCGAGAAGCACUGGGUGGCGGGUGUGGAUGCGAGUACGACGUGUGCGGAUUUGAUUGGCGCGUUGCUCAAUUAUCAAAACGCACAGCAAUUGCAGGAAAAACACUACCAGCAGCAACAGCAGCCACAACAGCAUAUGUUUAGUGUCAACAGCGGCAAGAGCAAUAAUAAUAAAAAUAGUACCAGCAAGAGCGCGGCAAAUCCAGCCAUCAAUCAAUCAACGUUAAUAAAAACAUCAACGCAUACCAAAGAAAAUUGCGAUCCAUCGUUCGCUGCGAGCGGUGAAUUGACUAUUGGCAGUUGCCUUCCCAUCGCAGCUGCUGUGUCGAUGGCGCUAACUGUGCCGGCGAGUAGUGGUGGCGCACCUCUGUGUGGCAACCGGCUAACGAACGCCACUGAGUACGUCAUUGUCAAGCAGCAUCGCCACUGUGAGGAGUACUUGGAUGGCAAUGCGAAGGUAUUCGAUGUGAUGCCAGUGCAGGAUGGCCCCUCAAAGAAGGAGUGCGAAUUGCUCUUGCGUCGCCUCACUGCCGUCAACAGCAACGGCAAUGGCAACAGCAAUAAUGGGACUUUCUCGGCAUUACCUAAUGCGUUGCACCGCGCCAGCUCACCGUCGCUCAAUCUGAACACACAGGUCUCCUCGUUGCUCUCCACGGACAAGGACAGCGGCAUGGGCAGUCCGGUGGGGAGUUCGCGCAGCGCACGGUUACGUCGCCGCAAGUACAAAUCAGCCGCUACGGUCAGUUGGUUGGCACAGGCGAAUACUUUGCAUCCGCGCGUCUCACAACGAGCUGUAGCCGCUUUCAGCGGACUCGGCAACGCGCUGACCAACGCACAGGUGAGUAAAGGCGGUGGCAAGCACAUCGCCGUCAUCGACUGUGGCAUGGGUGAGGAGGAUGAUGUGACCGCGGAUGCGCUGGAUGGCUUAGGAGUAGGCGUCGAUGGAGGUGAAGGGGGCGUAAGUGCAAAUGAGCGGCUACUGAAAAUUAUUCUAGCGCAGGACGAAACCAUUCAUCGACAGUUGGCCCUUUUAAGAGAAAAGGAGCGACAAAUUUCGAAAAUUGAGGAGGAGAAGCAUCGAGUCCGCGAGCGUGAAUUGGGUAAAAAUUACCUACUAGAAACGUACCUGAAUGGCCUGGAUGAGGCGCACGCUGAGCCCGACUUGGAGGCGUGCACCGAUGUGGCAUUGGCCGAUAGUCCGCUUAAUGAAUUCAAUGAUGUUCGUGUUGCUGAUACUAGCCUCGUUCAUUACGGCGAUGGCGUUGCUGCAGGCGCCGCAGAUGGUGUUGGCCGUGAUGAUGAUGCUGACGUGGAGAUAUAUAUUGACGAAUCGUAUCAGCGGACAGCGAGGACAAUUGGCGCGCAUACAACCGUGGCAGGCGUAACAACAACAACAGUAACGAACAAGGAUACUGGCAUAUCUAAAGCAAGAGAUUUCCAUUCGAAUGCGCGACACUCGAAGAAAUUAAAGGGCGACUUCGGUGGAGAUGGGGGAGCAGGAGGUGCGGCGACAGGCGGAAAGAUUGAAACAAAUAAGCAAGCAAUCGGCAAUUGUGAAGAUAACGAGACGGACGUGGCAGCGCAACUCGUGUGGCUGGAAAAGAUCUACGCGCUCAACAAGAAGCUGCAGCGCGAGGAGGAGAUGCUGCUGAAGUUGCACGCGAAAAUACGAAAACAUCAAGUGAAACGUGCCUACCAAACCAAACGUGAAGUGUUGCAACAAAUUGAGAAAUUGGAUGCGGAGUUGACGUUGCAAUGUUGUGACAUACGCGCCGUCGAGAGCAAAUUGCACACGUCCAACGAGCAACUGAAACAGAAGCUGGGCGUUUUGGAGCGGCUGAGUCAGGAGUUUCUGCAGACGAUGGAGACGCCGACGGCGGAGGCUGGGCUGCACGCAGAUGCGGCUGACGUGACGGUGGCGGUUGUUAGUCAGAUGGCUGCUAAUCGAAUGCCAGAUGUAAUUAACAAUGACGGUCACAAUCUUGCAACAGUCUUGCCUGCGACGGAGGUGGCAAGUGCAAAGGAGCUGCGAGUGGCUGAUGUGUCGUUGCAUGCUGCGAAACAGACGACAGAACAGCUAGCGGCACAAGAAAGUUGCCAGCUACAGCAAAGUGAUGGCACGCAAGAAGCUGUGUGGCACUUACAAGAUGAAAAUAUGGACUUGCCACAGACAAUGCAUGCAACCGCCGCUCAUGCUAAUAAAAUUAAGGAAUUGAGUGAGCUAACGCAAACAAACACCACAGCAAUGACAACAGCUCAAAUACAAUCAGCUGCAGAAAACGAAAUAGCAACAACAACAAAUACAUCGGUAUUGAGGCAUGCAACGACGCUGAUAUCAAAACUGACAGCGACAAGUUGUACCCCAUCAUCGUCAACGUUGUCGUCAGCCACACAAACGCCAGCCGUAACGACAGCAACAACGCCCUCAGACACAACAACACACGCGCAGUCAACCAACAAGGCAGCCGUAUCUGCAUGUAACAUGCCAGCAAUGUCGCCGGCGGAUGAAAAACAAACCACAGCACUACAUCUUCUUCAGCCGCAGCAUCUGCAACAACAACAACAGCAGCAACGAGCGCAACGUAAACAAUUACCAGCGGCGGCGGCUGAAGACGGCAAUAACUCACAACAAUGUGUCGCCGCUGAUGACUUGCUCGUCGAUGCACUGGCAGCCGUUGGCGGCGUGGCACUUCCGCAAAGCAAUUAUCCAAUUAGUUGCAUUAAUCAAGCGGCCAUACACGCCACCAGUGCGUUACCAACGCAGCCGAGUGUUGUUGCAGCUGCAAAUUUCACAACGCCUGAGCAAGCGUUGCCAACAGCCGCAGCACUAUUGCCAGCCGCCUAUUUAACGUCUUCAGCAACGCACUCCGCGGGAAAUAUAACAAGCUGCCAACAACAACAGCAAGUGCUGUUGGUGGCGCAACCGCAAUUGUUGCCGCAAAGACAAUAUUUGAGCUACAUGAAUGCUAGCUGCUUAAGCAACGACAACGACAGUGGCGAUGUCAGCAGCAACAACAAGAACUUAUUACCGCCCUCACAUGCCGCCCACACGAAAACGCUGCAGAAACAAAUGUUCGGUCCGAAAUCUCUCAAUCAGCGGGCACCGCCUAAAACGGCAGCGUGGACCACACCUACCGCCCCCAUGACAACGCCCACGCUUGUGGGAGCGCAUAACGGCUUCAGCAUGCCAUCAAUAUUAGCACCUCUUCGUCCAACGACGCCGACAGCACUUUCGGCUGCACCUGUGGUUCCGCCGGUUGUGGAUAUUACGCAGCUGGGCACAUUGGUCUAAAGAUAACGAUGGGUUACUCGGUUGUUUGCUGACCAGCAACCGCACAUUUGCGCAGCCAGUGGGCAAAGGAGCGCGCCUUGAGUGCUCAAUACAGCUGGUGUAGGUUACACGGUGACUAUAAAUUACUGCACAGUGUUUUGGAUUUAGCUCAUCAACAGCAAAUAUGUAUUAGAAGUAAAGCUUUUGAAAAAAAUUUGCGCUUAUCUUAAACUUUCGAGUUUCGAGUUGGUAAAAUGAGGGCAGGGAAAUGAAUAGUACUUAAGGAAGUAUAUACCACUAUCACCAAUAUUAUUUAUUUAUUAAUAUACUAAUUCUUUGAGAAUUAUUAACUUCGUCUUUCUGAGCGCGUGAGAAAAUAUGGCGCAUGUCCUGAAAUUUUCCUCAUCAAAACCAACAACUACUGAGCGUAAAUGGCUCUCAGACCUUUUUGGUACCAUCUAAAAUUUCUCGAGUGCGAUUGAAACCCUCACUUUUCAUCAGAAAAUAGUUUGACAAAAGCUCGGCUAAAGACAAUUUUUAAGAUUUUGUGACUGCCGAUGUCGUACUUGUGGAUUUUCUUUUUAAUCGGAGUUAUAUCUGUUGACUCUGAUUGUGAAUUUAGUUGUCUGGAGGUAUUACGAGUAUACAAGUAUAGAAGCAUGUCUCGAACAACGUGCUUUGGUUCCUUGUCUUGUUGACAAAUCCAACGCUUUCCAAUAGUCAAACUAUCCACAGUUGCCUUCAAUUAUGUUUCAAUUAGCUUAGCGGUACAUAGUACCCUUCAUAAGAAAAUCAGUACCCCUCAUUUAAGAAACGUGUUCGGUAUAAAGUUGAAAGGUGAAAGCAUAUUUUAUUUUGUCUAMUAUAUUAACAAUUAUCUAUUAUUAGCAAUCAUAUAUCAUAUAUUAUAUAUAGUAUUCUAGAACUAGCAUUGACCUGUUUCAUAUAGGCCAACUGUGUGUAAUUAUAUUUUGCAAUUAUUAUUUUAUUUUUUGUUUUAAUAAUUUUACUGCUUAUAAUAAAUAAUGGUUAGUAUUAGAAUUGAAAAUUUGCUAUUCUAAGACACUGUGCAGCGCCGUUUAUUGUCACACGCUGUUUUCGCAUCUUCCUGGCUGCGCCCGCGGCAAUGGCAACGCUGUGGAACCACUUAUCAUUAAACGUUGGGAAUUUGCGGUGACGCUUAAGCGGCAUUACAAUGCAUAGAUAUAUUUAGAUAUUAGCUGUUAUACAUACAUACAUUUGUACAUACUUUUAUAAGGACUUGGCCAUCAGGCGUGCCUUCGUGUCUUUUGAUGCUCGGUCUUCAGCAAAUUUCCUUAUUUUCCACACAUUUUUCUCAACUCUACAAAGUGACCUUACUUACGUGUCGUUUAUGGCACAUUUUCAUUUACAUACACAUAGUAUAUACAUACAAAUGUAUAUACAUAUAUAGUAGCUUCAUAAGUAUAUUUAAGUAAGUUUGUGCGGGCAUUUGUGUAUUUGCAAUGGCGAUUUUUUCACAAAGAAUACAAAAUAAAAUGCGGCGUUUGUAGUUGUGUGCGUAUUUAUACAACGAUUAUGUACAUAUGUAAGCAAACGUAUUAUUAUGUAA